AAAGAAUGAUGUCUGUCGAUUUUUCGCGUAUUUAAUUUCAAAUUACUGUAGAAAUAGAUAAUAAAUGGGUUAAAUCAAUUAAAAAUCACGUAUAUUUAGUUAAUAUUUGUGUUACGUCGACUUAAAACUACAAAAAAAAUGGAAUCCGAGACAAGUCGUACACUGCGACGUCAUAAACAGGAAGAAGACACCUGGCGGCGACGUUGUGGUUGCCUCCGUACCAGCGAGAAAUUGAAACAGAUUCUUGAUUCGUUUCCCCCACCCCCACCCCCACCACCUACACCAGAACAAGUAGAAAAGAAGUCCAUUACCCCUCUAGGAAAUAAUUGUAUAUCCGCAUAUUGCACUCACGUACAUCAAUCGUGUCCGUCAAAUAAUAUGGGAAAAUUAUGCGAAGAAUUAUCGGAAGUGCGUUAUGAAGAGCAAUCUUCAAAAGUAAAUAGACGAUCGUGGCGAAUUGUAUCAGAGCUGGUGCAACUCCUUCAGCUGUCGGUGACUGCCACUGCGUUGGCGUUGUACUACCUUAUUUACUGCUACAUGCAGUUAAUCUAUUAUACUUUGAGGAGCGCUUUGUAUUUCCAUAAUGCUGAUGGCGCAAUGAAGAUAACAAUAGGCAUUGUAACAAUUACAUCUAUUUUUGUCGCCUUUAACCUGAUAAUAAGACUUGAACGCCUAAUUGGAGUAUUUUAAAGAAAAAUUAAGGCAGUUUUGUAUAACGUUAGGC
Messenger RNA from Nymphalis io (European peacock), 724 nucleotides. RefSeq lists its product as uncharacterized. The record is from RefSeq and is a predicted model, not a curated record. Lineage: Eukaryota; Metazoa; Arthropoda; Insecta; Lepidoptera; Nymphalidae. The transcript has 5 exons. The coding region runs from base 139 to 690 and encodes 183 amino acids.